Aspergillus pseudoviridinutans is the source of this 339-nucleotide messenger RNA. RefSeq lists its product as uncharacterized. The coding region runs from base 1 to 339 and encodes 112 amino acids. NCBI's taxonomy places the organism in Eukaryota, Fungi, Ascomycota, Eurotiomycetes, Eurotiales, Aspergillaceae. The transcript is spliced from 2 exons. The record is from RefSeq and is a predicted model, not a curated record.
AUGUUUGGUGGCCACUCUAUCGUAUUACCGAAUCCGGUUCAGCCGUUCCAAUCCCCCACACUCUAUGGGUUGGGAUGGAUGUCGCAUGUCUACAACGGCGAAUUGAUAUUGUUCCAUGAAGGAUCCCAGUUCGGAUAUGGUGCAAGCGUCAUGUUCCUCCCACGACGAAAAUUCGGACUUGUGUUGCUAGGUAACAAUAUGAAUGGAAUCAAUGCGGCCGCGAAUGUACUUGCUUAUCAUUUGAUCGAUGAAGAAUUGGGUGUUCCCCCUGAGAAUCGGUUUGACUGGGUUGCAAGUUCCCGGUCGUUGCCUUUCUUGACGUUUCGGUUUCUGAUCUAA